AUGCCUACACUCGCGCAAAUACAAGAUACUAUACCUAUUUCAGAUGACGAAGAUGACGAGGAUAGCUAUGGACCAGAAUUUCAAGCUGUUUCUAGAGAUCUGGAGGAGCUAGAACAGAGGAUGAAGAAGACCAACGAGGAGAUAAAGGAAUUCGGCGAUGGCGUGGAAACAUACGCAAACCUCCUCAAAACAUAUGAGGAUGGACUGGAGGAAUCUAGGAAUAAGAAGGAGAAACUUGUCGACGAGAAAUAUGGCCUUGUGAAGAGGAAGGAAAGGCUAUUGCAAAGAAGGGCUAGGAAUCGAGCCAUAAAACUUGAAGCUCGAACCUCGGCCACUGCUUCUUCGACUCAAAGCCGCUUGGGAACCGCAGGGGAUAAAGCUGCAGUGGGCCGGGUUGUCGCAGCUUCAAAUAGCUCCGGGAGCAGCUCUAAAGCCAUAGGUAGCCAAACUACACAAGGCCGAGUUACACAAGGCCGGACUACACAGGACCGAACUCUGGCGACACCGGAUGGCUCAGGCGAUGACCUUCGAGCUGCAGAAGGUGAAGAUGUAGGGAGCCAAACUCUCACAGCUCCGAGCCCGAGUGGCCCUAGAGCUGCAGAAGGUCAUACUACAGCGGACCGAACUGUCGCACCUCUAGAUGGUUUCGCGAGCGGCUUUAGAGCUAUAGGCGGCCGAACCACACAGGGCCGAACCACGCAAGGCCAAACUUUAGCGACACCAGAUAGCUCCAGGGUCGAAAGUAAAGCUGUAAGGGGUCAAGCUCUCACAGCUCCAAGUGGCCUUGGAGCUGCAGAAGGUCAUGCUGUAGGGAGUCGAACUCCUGUAGCACCAAGUGCGAGUGGUCGGACUCCACAACGUAAGGCUGGUGGCCCGAUAUAUACUCCCUAUUAUGAGGCUUCCAAUAGCGAUUCCGAAAUAGAGGAGCCCGUUACAGCCUCCCAGUUAGUUCCGGGAAAUCGUCUGAAUAUUCCUGCAAACUCUAGGACUUUUGGUCGAAUGGAAAUAUCAAAUUUAAUUGGCGGGAAAACACAGGGGACAUGGUGCAAUAUCAAUCCAAACCGCGUCACACGGUAUAAAGCAGGGUCUUAUAUGGCUUUAAUUCGUGAUUUAAACCACCUACUCCCAACGGCGCCGGGUCUGGAUGGUGGGAUAUAUGUGGCUGAUUGGUUGAAGAAGGAGGUGGGGAAAAAAUACCAUAUAUUCAUCAAGAAAACGAGUAAUAACUGGCUAUAUUACGGCAAAUAUUUAAUCUCAUAUAUUAAAGAGAUUAGUCUUGAUGAGUGGAAGAAAUUUUCGCCAGGCGAUCAAAGAAGAUGGGCUGAGCAUUUGCUGGAACACAACUGGGGUAAAAACAUCCUUGUGAAGAAGAAAGUCUUUAAAUUAGUGGAACAUCUGAGUGUAGGAGCACAUUGGAAGGUGGUGUUGAGAUUCUUUAACCAGCCUGAUGAUCUCCCUCACCUGCGUCUCAAGCUUCUAGGACUCCAUUUCAUCGCAUAUGACAGAGAUUUAUACGAUAAUCUCGAAUCUGAAAGCCUCAAAUUAGGCCAGAGGGAUCAAAUGUAA
Messenger RNA from Morchella sextelata, 1566 nucleotides. RefSeq lists its product as uncharacterized. The coding region runs from base 1 to 1566 and encodes 521 amino acids. Lineage: Eukaryota; Fungi; Ascomycota; Pezizomycetes; Pezizales; Morchellaceae. The transcript has 4 exons. The record is from RefSeq and is a predicted model, not a curated record.